This is a messenger RNA of Myxocyprinus asiaticus (Chinese sucker), 837 nucleotides long. RefSeq lists its product as uncharacterized. Gene Ontology annotation, molecular function: structural constituent of eye lens. The transcript has 3 exons. Lineage: Eukaryota; Metazoa; Chordata; Actinopteri; Cypriniformes; Catostomidae. Bases 245 to 772 code for a protein of 175 amino acids. The record is from RefSeq and is a predicted model, not a curated record. Gene Ontology annotation, biological process: visual perception; lens development in camera-type eye.
AACAGAAGAGGCAGUUGAGGUCAGUAAUUUGCCAGCUAGGAAUUUUGAUUUGAUGAAUCAGGGCUUUUAAAUCUAUGGAUGGGAUCAAGAGGUUGGCAGCACCACCAGGAUGCCAAAUCCCAGUCACUGAAAUGGCAAAUAAAGUUCGAUCCACCAAAUGUUGAUGGAGGUUUAUAAAGCAGACCUCAUGCCUUAGUUUGACUGUUUCUCUUCUUCAGGACUGUUUUCCAGGGCUUCCAUCAAAAUGAGUAAGAUUAUCUUUUACGAGGAGAGAAACUUCCAGGGUCACUCAUAUGAGUGCGACACAGACUGCCCAGAUAUGAACCCUCAUUUCAGUCAAUGCAACUCUAUCAGAGUGAAGAGUGGCUGUUGGGUUCUGUAUGAGAAACCCAACUACUCCGGUUUCCAAUAUGUGCUAACCAGAGGGGAGUACCCUGACUAUCAGCACUGGAUGGGCUACAAUGACACUAUUCGUUCCUGCCGUACCUUUACUUAUCCAAGUGGUGGAUCAUACCGCAUCCGGAUCUAUGAUCGGCCAGAUUUCCAAGGUCAGAUGAUGGAAUUCAAUGAUGACUGUGAGUCAGUUCAUGGAAGUUUCCAGUGCCGCAGUGUUCACUCUUGCAAUGUCAUGGAGGGCUACUGGACCUUCUAUGAGCAUCCCAGUUUUCGCGGCCAUCGGUUUUUCAUGCCGCCUGGCGAGUACCGCAAGUUCAGCGAUUGGGGCGCCAUGUGUGCCACUAUCGGCUCCUUCCGCAGAAUCACUGAUUUUUAGAAACCACAUUAUUAAAAUAUUUGUGCCUUUCCUGGCAUUGAUUUGUCAAUAAAAUGUCACAAAAC